AUGCAGCGGGAGAGGAUGCUUGGAUACGCGUGCUUGCUUGUACGACAGCUCUGCAUAGACACAUACUCGUUUGCCCAGGAUACAGUUGGAACACUGUUGACCGCAGUCGCAGCGCAAUUUCCUAGCCGGACAUGGAUUGCACGAGACAGGACCUCGCACCUAUCUGUGCAUGAUGAAGGCCGGACUGCACUUCUGGGUUCACAUUACAAGAACGGACAAACCGUAGACCUUGAUCGAUACUAUUUCCGCUGCUUUGAAUGGGAAAUAGAGGAUUUGAUGGAUAGUGUGAGCCAUAGUAGUAUCCAGUAA
Molecule: messenger RNA, 309 nt
Organism: Aspergillus luchuensis
Lineage: Eukaryota; Fungi; Ascomycota; Eurotiomycetes; Eurotiales; Aspergillaceae
Exons: 1
Coding region: 1-309 (102 amino acids)
Source: RefSeq, a predicted model, not a curated record